AUGUCUAUAGUCGAGAGGAUUGUUUCUCGGCUGGAUGUCAACAUUGACAAAGUUCAAUUGCAGCUUAUCGACGAAGAUGCCGAACAGGCUAGGAGGGGGUCCUCUGAAAAGGCCUAUGCAAAUAUACCAGACCCUAAUACGUCAAUACAAACCAUAAACAGGCUCAAGGCCCUGGUGCAAAGCUUAUCAGCAGAUUCCAAGGGCUUGCUUAACCAUCGCAAACUGCUAGGCGUGCUGACUCAAACCCAGCGGUCUCAUAAAGAUAUCUUUUAUGAUAAGGCUGUGGCAGACGAUGCUAGUGUCUAUCAGGUUGUCUGGGUCUUUGCCGGAAAGGCUGCAGCGCAGACUCUCGGUGUAAUUCUGAAUAUAUUGCUUAAACACUUAUCGACCAUUGACGAUGAGAUUGACUAUUGGGAUGGAAUUCUGACCUCAAACUUCUAUACUGGUUACUAUACUCUUCAAACCGCGCCUUCGAGAGCGUGGUCCAGGGCAUAUGAGGUGUAUGUAGGCCUCAGAAACACUCACUUGCUGGAUACUAGGCAGUCUUCCAGGACUGUCACUCAAGUAUGGAGCCAAUUUUAUCAAUUGGUGCAGCGUAAUGUCCAAGAAAAUUUCGCACAAAAUGCAACAAAUGCCGUCAAAUCCCCCUUUGCCCGCUGCAGAACCCAAAUUAGGGAAAAACGGAAAUCUCUCAAACUACUCAAGGAUCUCAAUGCUAGCGCCAUUGGUAUUUUACUAGAGGAAUCUUUCGCCUUGGGUAAUGGAGACCAACUCUCAGACAAAUCAACUGUGAAUAUCUCUGAAUGGCGUAAUAGUGUGCAUAGAAGCACAAUAUUAAUGGAAUCGGUCCUUCAACACCUGAAAAACUCCGAUGCUUCCCUAAAAGAAUUCGAGGGUAAUGUUUCAAAUAAUAUCGCCGCUCAAUUUCAAAACGAGCAACAUAUAACCACGAAGAAUAAUACUCUGCAACCACUCAAUAUUAUCGAGCGCUUGGUCUCUAUAUUGCAAGUGCGAAUUCAGGACAAUGCUACAUCAACAAAUGUUUUGGUGCGUCAACAUGGGCGCCCGUCUCCUAUCGUUCGCUAUUGGAUACCAGCCUCAAGCGCUUUGUUAUCGCUGAGUACUUUGCUUCGCAUUAUUACUAGCCGGAAAGCCGAACUUCUGACAUGGAUCUCCGAAUUUGGAGCUACCCUGAUCGAUUUCUGGGGGAAUUGGGUACUAAAACCGAUUGAGGAUCUUAUCGGAACCAUCAGACACGAUGAGCAAAGCGAGAUUGCUAUUAUGAGUAGGAAUAGCUUGAAAGCAGACCAGGAAAGCUUAGAAAGGAUGGUUGUGGACUUCGUUUCUGACCAUCUUCCAUCAAGUGAACGUUCGGGGCCAGAUGUUGAGAUGAUAACGGCGCAGGUGAGAGAAGGCGACUUGACAGCUGUCUUGAAGGCUUAUGAAAGGGAUCUACGCAAACCAUUUGUUGGCACUAUAAGGGGCGAUCUUAUUCGCGCCCUUCUCAUCCAAAUUCAGAAGACCAAAGUAGAUGUGGAAGUAGCCGUGGGGGGGAUUGACGCAUUACUAAAAAGUCAGGAGCUUGUUUUCGGGUUUGUGGGCUUGACCCCUGGUAUACUCGUGUCGUAUGCUACUCUUCGAGGAAUCGGAAGCUUUCUCGGUAACAGAAAGGGUUUCCGAGCCGGUACUGAGAAGCAACGGAUCAGGCGUGCUAUUCGGAAUGUCAAUCGCAUCUUGAGUGAAGCCUCGUCAACACCCAAAGGCAUUUUAUCCUACAGAGAUUACGGAUUGUUCAUAUCCGAAGCAUACGUCAUGAGCCAAAGUUCCCAAUAUACGCUUCCAAGAUCUGUUUUAGGUGAUUUCAAACAAGAUCUAGCCGACCUCAUGGAUGUAGGCAAAGGGGUGAAAUCCCAAAUGAACGUCGUGGGCCGCAUUCAAUGGAUGUAUUCCAGGUGGAUCUGA
This is a messenger RNA of Talaromyces proteolyticus, 1962 nucleotides long. Its product is annotated as ATP synthase regulation protein NCA2-domain-containing protein. NCBI's taxonomy places the organism in Eukaryota, Fungi, Ascomycota, Eurotiomycetes, Eurotiales, Trichocomaceae. Bases 1 to 1962 code for a protein of 653 amino acids. The transcript is spliced from 4 exons. The record is from RefSeq and is a predicted model, not a curated record. Gene Ontology annotation, cellular component: mitochondrial outer membrane.